Messenger RNA from Neoarius graeffei (lesser salmon catfish), 1733 nucleotides. It is a transcript of the gene lbh, whose product is annotated as LBH regulator of WNT signaling pathway. Gene Ontology annotation, cellular component: nucleus. NCBI's taxonomy places the organism in Eukaryota, Metazoa, Chordata, Actinopteri, Siluriformes, Ariidae. The coding region runs from base 113 to 466 and encodes 117 amino acids. The record is from RefSeq and is a predicted model, not a curated record. Gene Ontology annotation, biological process: positive regulation of DNA-templated transcription. The transcript is spliced from 3 exons.
AGUCAGUGCUGCAUGGAGCGGAGGGAAGCGGGUGCUCUCUGAAAAACACUCCGGCUCUUCUGCGACCUUUCCAUCCGGCACACUGCGACCAAUUCAUGCCGUGAAGCUCUACAUGACUGCCUGCUAUCCUCAGGUGUACCGCUCCGCGUUCGUGCCGUGCAGUGAGAUGACCGACGUGAUGAUCAGCAGCGCUCCAAUGGAGGACAUCCGGCUCAGCCCAAGCAAAGACCGCCUCACUUUCCAGAUCUUUCCAGACCCGUCAGACUUCGAGCGUUGCUGUAAGCUGAAGGACCGCCUGCCGUCCAUCGUGGUGGAGGCAACAGAGGGCGAGGUGGAGAGCGGAGAGCUGCGCUGGCCUCCUGAGGAGUUCCUGAUCAGCCAGGAUGAGGAGGAGGAGGAGGAGGAGGAAGAAGAAGCGAUUGAUGGGAAUGUACAACAGGGACAGCAAACGCAAAGAAAGGACUGAUGUGCACGCACAUACACGAGCAUCAUUUAAGAGUCCUUCAGUGAGAAGAAGAGGAAGGUGACGAGAAAGUGCUGAUCCUGAUCUCACGCCCGGUGCUAAAUUGAAGCUUUACGAAUAUAGCCCACUGAUCAUCAAUCCCCUCGCACCAUGCACGCUCACGUUCUCUGACUGACUAAAAUAACCUCAUGUCGAGUCCCUUUUAAGCCUCAGCACAAGCCAGCAUCGUCACCCAUCAUAACGCAUUCUCGUCUCUCGCUCGCUCUCUCUCGCACUCCUUGUUCUUGCACGCACACUUUCCCUCGCACAUCAGUAUCCAUAUAUAAUUAUGCAUAUGUUCAUCAGUGACUGCGGAGGACUUUGGUUCCUGGAUUUGUUUUUUCGACAAGGGUGAGAUCUCUCACGAAGAACUUAAAGACAUUUUUGGAUGAUCAUUCAGAGCCAGUGUUUGCUUCUUUUGUUUGUUUUGGAUAAUAAUCAUAAAUGUAUUGAUUUUUGGAGGUUGAUAACAUUGUACAGGGUUAAACAGCACUGGUGUUCGGACUGUUCACUUUUCACUGCUUGAAUUAUUUUCCAUGAUGUGGCGAUAAUUGUGUUCGAGCCACGUGUUAGAACGCAGAGAAAUGGAGCCAUGUGGCUGAUUUUCUCUGUGAAGACAAGUGACGAAGCCUCGUCACUUGUCUUGUUUUCGGUUUUCCAUUCAAUACUGUAUGUAAAUAAUUUUUGUAUGCAGAAGUAGUCAUUUUCACUGUGAAUAUCUGCAUGUAGUUGUCUGUCUUUGUACAUAGAGAAGUUUCUUUUCAGCUAGCUAGUGAUUGGCACACAGUGGGAUGGGAGUUCACAAAAAUCCAAAUCGAAUACAAUGAUUUAAUGCUGAUCACAUUGUCUCCCCUUCCCCUUUCUGUUUACACAUCCUUCAUUAUAUUUGAGAGUAAAAUUUCGUAUGCGGAAUGUGAUUGUGAUUUGAAAUGAUCCUCUUCCCUCAGUGGAAAGGUUACAGAAGGUCACCUUGGCACCGAGAGCACCUUUGUAUGUUGAGAUAAUGUCAAGCCUUUUAUUUUAAUUUUUGGUUUGUUUCUUUUCUACUUCCUGGCUUUGGUCUCAGCUUGGGUGUUCUGAUGGGCAAGUGUGUGUGUAAGGGUUAUCUGUGUGAACUGCCUGUAGAUUUGCUCUGUAUUUUAUGUACAGCUCAGGGAGAAUAGCUGCCAUUUUGUCUUUGGUUUUAAUUCCCCCAUCACCACUUUUGUUGUAAAUAAACAUUUGGAACAUA